This is a messenger RNA of Acaromyces ingoldii, 2020 nucleotides long. RefSeq lists its product as hypothetical. The record is from RefSeq and is a predicted model, not a curated record. The transcript has 3 exons. NCBI's taxonomy places the organism in Eukaryota, Fungi, Basidiomycota, Exobasidiomycetes, Exobasidiales, Cryptobasidiaceae. Gene Ontology annotation, cellular component: endoplasmic reticulum. The coding region runs from base 209 to 1930 and encodes 573 amino acids. Gene Ontology annotation, biological process: lipid homeostasis.
CUCGGGGCUGUCAACACUCUUCACUCCCUCUUAUCGCCAUCGUCGCCACCACCCUCUAUACGCAACCAUAGCGGCGACACGAGAUUUAUUUCAAGUCAGAUCGCCCCCCUCAUACCCUUCUGUGCGGCAUCGUGUCUGCUCAGCGACCUUUCGAGAUCUCCGCUCAACCGCGUUCUCCAUCACUAGGCCUUCUUUCUCCUCGCAGAAGAUGGGGGGCAUAGAUGGCCUCAUACCGCUGCACUCCCCAUUACGGAAUCAUCUACUGGGACAAUACUUUCUCGUUUCCAUCUUUGUGCUGCACUCGACCUACCAUGGGCUGGCAAAUACCGUCUUCUUCGGCAGCGACCCAGCGCAGCUCAAGAAGCGAGCAUGGAUCCUGACCACGGUCAACGCCCUCGUCAUGACGCUCGCCAGCCUCCCCUUCCUCGUUGAACUUCUGUACUCGGGAUUCGAUCUGCAUGCAGUAAAGCCAAGGACGGAGGACAUUGUAGAACCGAUGAGCUGUUUCUUCGUAGCUUAUCUCUUGAGCGACCUGGGCUUGGGCUCAGUCUACUACCGCAAGCUCAUCAAUCUGUCUAGCGGGUGGAUUCAUCAUUCGGCUUACACCAUCCUCUUUGCUUACUGGCUCCACAAAGGAUGGGGUCAUAUCGCUGUCAUGGCCUGCAUCUUCGAGCUUCCCACCUUUGUGAUGGGAAUCGCAUCGCUUCAUGCACCACUUCGCUCAAACGCCCUUUUUACCGGCACAUUCUUCCUAACCCGCGUCUUUUUCCACUUUGGAUUACUAUGCGCCACCGUGACGCCUCACGGUCGCUCAACGCCAACCAUCGACGGGAGCUGGGGACCAGCCAUUUCCGUUCUAGCCACCUACCCUAUGCACAUAUGGUGGGGUUACAAGUGUGUCAUGUCUGUUCAGCGAAGGAUGCGCAAGCGUAAGGCCGAAGCUCGACGGCAGCGAGAAGCGCAAAAAAUCGCAGACAAGGAGGGCGUAUCUUAUUUCUUCAGUGGCGCGGGUCAACUCCUCAACGGCCUCCCUGCUCCAGACACGAGCAGCGCCCUCAAUACACCAGCGACGACGCCAGGAGCCAGCCCGACUGGAGAGCGCCAGGCCCUCUUCAGCUCGGCUCUACAGCGCGUCGCUGGUACAAGUCGUGCGCCCAUCAAUCUCUUCAUCGGGCGCCGAAUCGCGAAGGAGCCGAGAUCUGCAAGUGGCGUCGCCGAUGUGAAAUCGACUUUCACCUUGUCCACCACAACGCCAGGUAUGCGUGGUGCAGGAGGAAAGCCGGCGCAAAUUCGUGCAACUCAGAUGGCAUCACGGCAACCGUUUACUGCCCCUGUGCCACCCCAAGGAGCGACCGAUGCGGAUCGCGAACCAUUUUUGGCCAUCAGGUCGCCUGCCGAAGCACAAGACCGGGCUCGACGAUUGGUGGCCGAUGCCAUCCGUAAGGCUUGGUCUUCAGCCCCCGAAGCAUGGCGACGCCAAUUUGAAGCCGAGAUGGGCGACGAGGCGAUUCCUUCGCGCGCUCGCGCUGCCAUGACUGGUCGUCGAAGGUCUGGCGAUAGCACAGCCACUUCGGCGUCUGAGACUGAUAGUGAGAGCCUCACCGCCGAGGAGAAGUCGAGGAUGCAGCGAGGCAAGGCGGCAGCAAGGCGCGCAUUCUUUCGCGCUCUCCGCCGAGCCAUCCACGGCCGUCUUCCUGGCGAUGAUGAGGAGGUUGCCAGCCAGGGCAUCACGGGAGCUAAGGAUCGAAGGAUCUUAGAGGCCAUUCUCAAGCUUAGCGGUCUUCCCUUGCCCCCGGACCUCGUUGGGCAAGAUUAUGCUGUGCGCGAAUUCCCUGUGGAAAGAGACGUUGCAGGAGGCAGAAGGAAGCGCAUUGUCGGUCAGAUCCGAAGGAGGAUGGAAGUGGCACGCAGAGAGAUUGUUGUCGUAUAACGAGAGAGGGACGGGCGGUGUAUACCCACUGACACUGAUUUCCAUUACCAAUUCAUCUUGUGAAGGUCUUAUUCUGUGAUUGUGAUCUCC